Molecule: messenger RNA, 1929 nt
Organism: Raphanus sativus (radish)
Lineage: Eukaryota; Viridiplantae; Streptophyta; Magnoliopsida; Brassicales; Brassicaceae
Exons: 6
Coding region: 745-1695 (316 amino acids)
Source: RefSeq, a predicted model, not a curated record
GACAGAUGAGAAGAAGAAGAAAUAUCAGAACUAAAUAUUUACUGAAGAUAUAUUGUAAACCACAGAUAAUACAGACGAUGAAUCUGUUUGUCAGAAUAGUCACUGGAUCAUCCCGGGUUGGCACCCCCACUUCAUCAGAUUUGAUAAUAGGCAGUUCAGACAUUUUGUCAUCUAUAAACAUUUGACUAAGGAAAAAAUGUCAAUGUAUGAUUAGUCUAUUUUUAUUAGUUCGUGUAUGAAAUUAAAAUAAAUAACAUUUUAGCACAGAUAAUCAGUAUAUGUAUUGAUCGGACCAAGGUCUUUUUGGCCCUUUAUUGAUAUAUGAAUUGACCGAUUUCCCUAUCAUUUGACUAAAGCCAAACACAAAUUCAAAGCUUGUGGAGAACGUAACCAUAAUACAAUUUGUGAAUAAAUAUUGUCGAUUUACCCCAAAAGGUUUUGAUUCCCUGACAGGAUGCGUCAUUCUACAGUUUAUUGAACACUUUGGUCUCCUCUUUCUCGAGGAUGGUCUUGCUUGUACGUCAUAUAAGUCACGAGAACUGAGCUUCCCACUUCAUUGUUUCACCAUAUGAAGAACUUAACGUAUACCAUUCUCUCAUGAUGCAGAUACUUUAACUAACAUUACACAAAUUAUAAAAUAUAAAUCUAUAGAUCGAAAAAAAAGAAAAAAAAACUAUAGAUCGUUAUUUACUCUUGCUCUCAUCUGAUAAGUGUUGGUUUUUGUAGACUAACUUUGGAAUAGAAAUGGGUAUAUUCCCUGGAUUUGGUGGCUGGAUCAAUCAGAAUAUUCAACAAUCCCUCAAGGCGUCCACCAAGAGAUCUGAGAAGGGUAAAUCUAGUUCAGUUUCAGAAGAAGAGAGGUAUCUUCAGGGACCAUGGUAUUGGAAUCCUGCUUUAAGCCCUAAAGAGAAGGCCGAAUCCAUGGAACUAGACCAUGUUAAAUCUAUGCCAAUGUUUGCUUCCGAUCCUAAGUACUAUGACUCGGAUGAACGGGUGAGGCAAGCAGGACUUUGGAUGUCUGAAAAUAAAAAACAUCCAUGGCACGAUGAACCUGCUAAGGUGAAGGUGAAAACAAAAAAUGGCAUUUGCCAUUUAAACAUAUAUUUCACAUUGGGACGGCCUCCUCAAUCAGUCUAUGAGAUGUUCACUGAUCCAAGAAACGUGGGAUUUUUCCAUUCAAUGGGCAAGUACAAGAACCAUUGGCGCACACGUUUGGACACAAUAGCAACAAAGGUUUUAAAGAAGGAUGGACCAAGGCAGAUCACGGAAGUGGAAAAGGUUUUGAGAUGGAAGAUACUUGGGUAUAAUGGGACUAUCCCAAUACAUUUAAUCAUCGAUGAAAACCAUCAAAAAGUUUCCGCAACAUAUAAGAAAGUGAAAGUGAAGCACAUGAAAGUGUUUGAGGGUAGCUGGAAAAUGGAGCCACUGUACGUAGAUCAGGAACGGUUGUGCAAGUCUAGGUCGCAUAUUAGUGAAGAUGAGUACAAGAAAUGUAGCGGCGGUAAAGGAAGGAUUGGGUCAAAGGUGACAAUGGAGCAUAUAUUUCAACCCUCUUCUCUUCUUAAUGUGCCACCGAUUUCUUGGUUCAUCCGUGGUAUCGCUGUCAAAGUCACCAAGACUUUGAUUCAAGAUCUUAGAGAACAUGUAAUCAUGAUGAACAAAAUUGAGGUCUUGGAUCCAGCUGGCGGUAAAUAAACAAAAAGACGUAUUAAAUGUUUGGAUUAUAUUGAGUGCGGAUCAAUAUCUAGCAAUUCAUGUUACUAAAGACAAUCCACCAAUCAGUACACAGUUUAUGUAAAUGCAAUCUGGAUUAUAUUGAGUGAGGAUCAAUAUCCAGCCAUCCAUGUCACUAAAGAUAAUCAACCAAUCAAAAUACAGUUUAUGUAAAUGCAAUUUUCUAAUUAAAUAAUAAAUUAUUUAUUAGUUUAA